This is a messenger RNA of Rhineura floridana, 8208 nucleotides long. It is a transcript of the gene CSRP3, whose product is annotated as cysteine and glycine rich protein 3. NCBI's taxonomy places the organism in Eukaryota, Metazoa, Chordata, Lepidosauria, Squamata, Rhineuridae. The transcript has 6 exons. The record is from RefSeq and is a predicted model, not a curated record. Gene Ontology annotation, biological process: cardiac muscle contraction; muscle tissue development; sarcomere organization. Gene Ontology annotation, cellular component: nucleus; cytoplasm; Z disc. Gene Ontology annotation, molecular function: actinin binding; structural constituent of muscle. Bases 148 to 729 code for a protein of 193 amino acids.
UCUUGCCCUUUCCUAGCCAAUGCAUGUAACUACUAGGAAGUAUUUAAAGACUGCUGGAUCCUUAGCAUAAGCUAUUCAGAAAGGUACAGGAGACAAGGGAAUACAACUCACUCUGGUGGUGUCUCAAGCCAGUUGAAAGUUUCAAGGAUGCCAAACUGGGGAGGUGGAGCCAAAUGUGGUGCCUGUGACAAGACCGUCUAUCAUGCUGAAGAAAUCCAGUGCAAUGGCAGGAGUUUUCAUAAGACGUGCUUCCAUUGUAUGGCUUGUCGAAAAGCUCUGGACAGUACGACUGUAGCAGCCCAUGAAUCUGAAAUCUAUUGCAAAACCUGUUACGGGAGAAAAUAUGGUCCCAAAGGGAUUGGCUACGGACAAGGCGCAGGCUGCCUCAGUACAGACACUGGAGAGCAUCUCGGGCUGGAUCUACAGCACUCACCAAAGCCGGCUCGUCCUUCGACUCCUACCAACCCUUCAAAGUUUGCCAAAAAGUUUGGUGAUGCAGAAAAAUGCCCUCGUUGUGGAAAGUCGGUAUAUGCAGCAGAGAAGAUAAUGGGAGGAGGCAAGCCAUGGCACAAGACAUGUUUCCGAUGUGCUUUUUGUGGAAAGAGUCUAGAGUCUACAAAUGUUACAGAUAAAGAUGGAGAAAUUUUCUGUAAAGUUUGCUAUGCAAAGAAUUUUGGUCCGAAAGGAAUUGGAUUUGGUGGCCUCACUCAAGUUGAAAAGAUGGAGUAAGAUAUCCUCCCACUUAGGCUUGUUUAAACAGUAACACAUGAUUAAGAAGAGGGUACUGAGAACACUUUUUUCAUCUCUCUGAAGAAAUAAUCUCCUUAUACAAAUUUUGUAGAAUGGUGCAGGAAAGCAUGUUUUGACAGGUAGUAUAGAAAAACAUUUAAUUUCUGAACAAAUACAGCUUAAUAUCUUAAAUUCUGGACUGUUCACAAAUUAUUUCAGAAUUGCUACCUGUUUUAGACAGUAGUAGCACUGGUUACUGUAUCACAAAGUUAACUGCAUAAAGGACACAGCCCAAAGACUGUAUUUACAUCAAUGUUAACUAAACAGAACUUGAUACCUAUUUUACAUUCUGUUACUCCUAAGUGCCAAAAUAGCACUUAUGAAGAUGUGUUGCUGAUGUCAUGAGAUAAAGAUAUUUGACCAUAACUGGCCAGCAUAAUAAGUAGUAAUUGUUAAAAAAAUAUUCCCACCACCAAGUCCAUUUAUCUUCACCUUUGUUAAUUUUUCACUUUGACCCUCUCAAAACCAUGUCAUCUCUGCCUGGAAGCGCUUGGGGUGGCAUUCUCUCAUCUCCAAGCAGGUGUUACAAGGGUAGCUUAUACAUUUGCAGUCUGAUUUAAAAACAACAAAAAUAUGCCUUCCAAGUGCGGGUGCGGAAGAAAAUGGACCAUUGGUCUCACCUGAAGGGUGAUUUUCCUAUGAGUACGGACAUCACAGCGGGUAUUAGCUCCACCUAUCGUGCGAAGGCAAAAAUGUCUUUGAAGUCAAGACUAGGGGCGUCAGGCCCCUCCCACUCUCCAGUUCAUUCGCAGUGAGUCUAAGGAGAAAUAUCUAAAAAUACAAGAACAAGGCAAACAGGCCUGGCAGCAGGAAAAUAACACAAUAGUACCAUGCAUAGUAACAUGACUCCAACAUAGCGGUAUAACAGAACUAGAAGUCUUGACUUCACUCUUAAAUUUAAAUAUAAUAGCGUAACAGUAAUAUAUAACACAUUAGAAAAUAUAUAGUCAUCCUCCAACUGGGAGGGUCGUGAUGUCCGUACUCAUAGGAAAAUCACCCUUCAGGUGAGACCAAUGGUCCAUUUUCCCUAUGAGUCCGGCCAUCACAGCGGGAUGUACCAGAGCAGCCCAUACAGGGAGGGACCACCCACGUGUUAAUCGUCAUUAAGAACCUGUUGCAACACUCAUCUGCCAAAAGAAGCGUCAGCAGAGGCAUAGCGAUCAAUUUUAUAAUGCCUUAUAAACGAGUGUGGGGUAGACCAGACUGCAGCCCUACAAAUAUCGGCAACAGGAGCAUUAGUGGCAAAAGCAGCCGAAGUGGCAGCUGACCUGGUAGAAUGAGCAGUUAUACUAGCUGGAACUGACAGCUUCAGAGACUCAUAUGCUAAAGUAAUACAUGCCCUUAACCAACGGGAUAAGGUAGAAUUGGAUACCUUAUGUCCCAUAGACCUUGGAUGAAAGGAUACAAACAGAGACUCCGUUCGUCGAAUCUCUUGGGUCCUAGACAGGUAGGUCUUGAGAGCCCUCCGGACAUCUAACGAAUGCCAAGCCUUCUCGAGAGGAUGGGUAGGAUUCGGGCAAAAGGAAGGCAAAACAAUGUCCUGGUUGCAAUGAAAAACCGAAUCAACCUUGGGACGGAAGGAAGGAUCAGUCUUCAGCACAACAGAGUCCUUAUGGAAGACGCAGAGGUGUCGAGCAGAAGACAAUGCGCCCAACUCCGAAACGCGUCUGGCAGAUGUGAUUGCGAUCAGGAACAAGACCUUGAAGGACAGCAUACGUAGGGGCACAGUCCUGAUGGGUUCAAACGGAGGGCGUUGCAAAGCCUGCAAAACUUUCGGCAAACUCCAUGAGAGAAACCGAUGGACAACAGCUGGAGAGCAUAGGGCGACUCCCCUCAAAAAACGUUUGAUGAACGAAUGUGAGGAAAUAGGAGCUCCAGGAGAAGACACUGAGAGAAUGGACGACAGAGUGGACGCAUGUCGACGUAGAGUGUUGGGUCGAAGUCCCAUCUUAAAACCACUAUGGAGAAAAUGCAGCACCUGAUGCACAGUGGCCUGGGAUGGAUCAUGGUGGUGGGACUGACACCACUUGGAGAAAGCCACCCAGGUAUGUUGAUAAAUACGAGUGGUAGAUGGUCUUCUCGAGGCCAAAAUAAUAUCAAUCACAGCGUCAGACAGUCCAGCUGACCUCAAAUGUCCCUGUUCAAACGCCACGCUGUUAGAUUGAGCCAAGUAGGGUCCUGGUGCCAUACUGGACCCUGGGAUAGGAGGUCUGGCCUGACUGGAAGUGUCCAAGGCUCCAUCAUUGACAUUGCCAGAAGAUGUGAGAACCACGGUCGGCGUGGCCAAAAUGGUGCUAUCAGAACCAGCUGUGCCCUCUCGGUUUGCGCCUUCCUCAAGGUUUUGGCUAACAAUGGUAUUGGAGGAAAAGCGUACAAGAGACCGUCUGGCCACGGUAUUGUCAGAGCAUCCAUUGCUUCCGCUGUUGAAUCCAGGUAUCGGGCAAAGUACCUGGGAAGCUGGCAAUUGCGACUGGAGGCAAACAGGUCGAUUGAGCAUUCGCCGAACCGACUCUGAAAACGAUGGAAAAUGGCUGGGUGAAGUUUCCAUUCCCCCGGAAAAACCUGUUGUCUGCUGAGCCAGUCUGCUGUCACAUUCCAAAUCCCUCUGAGAUGUUCUCCUUUCAGGGAUUGUAGAUGAUGUUCUGCCCAGACAAAGAUGAGGGAGGCUAGGUCCUGCAGAGGACGAGACCUGGUGCCCCCCUGUCUGUUCAAAUGUGAUUUUACACACGUGCUGUCUGUUCAAAUGAGGACAUGGCCCAAAGGGAACAGAGACUGAAAAUGAAGUAGAGCUAAAUGUACAUCCUUUAGCUCCAGCCAGUUGAUGCUUUGAGUCUGCUCUGUGGUGGACCAAACCCCCUGAACAUACUGGGAGUUGCAGUGGGCUCCCCAGCCGAUGAGACUGGCAUCUGUGGUUACAACAGUUCUGUGUGGUUCUCUGCACGGCGUGGCCUUGGAGAGGCGUUGGGACCUCGUCCACCAGCGGAAUGAUAGGUGCAGCGCGGGGGUCAAGCGAACUUUACGAUGGUUGGAGCUGGCAAUGUCCUGUUGAAAGGGCAGUAGAGUCCAUUGAAGAUGCCGAGUGUGGGCUCGAGCCCAUGGCACAAUAUGGAUUGUAGAAAUAAACAUUCCGAGCGCCCUGGCUAGAAGCAUGACGUCUGCUGAUGUUUGGUGCAUCAGGGACCUUGCGAUGCUUGUGAUGGCAGUGAUGCAAUCUGGAGCCAGGAAUACCAUUGCCUGCAGGGUGUCCAACAUUGCCCCUAGAUGUAGUAGGCGUUGAGUUGGUUGGAGAUGUCUUUUGUCGAAGUUGACAAGCCAGCCUUAGGUCUCUGCCCUGGAAGCGUCGGUUCCAGGAGCCCCUGAAUGAAUUGGGGUCAUAGGAUCUGAAGUUGCGGCCUCGUCCUCCUGGCCGUGUUCCUCGAAAGGGCUGGUUAGUACGGAAGGAAGGAGAUCGCCUGAAAGGCCUGUGGUCGAUGUUCUGGACAGUGGCCAGAACCGGUUUGUGGGCGUCCUUGGGAUCAACCAGCAGUGCCUUUAGAGCUUCCUCGCCGAAGAGUAACGAUCCGGAGUAAGGAGCCCUGGACAGAUUCAUUCUGGCCGCUGAAUCAGCGAAGCCAGAGGGUCCGUCGAGCGACUAUCUGAGCCGUCAUGGCUCGUGCCCCCAAUUGAGUGGUAUCCAAGGUGGCAUCGGCCACAAAAGCUGCUGUCUUACGCAACUUUACCAGUGACCUUCUGAGGGCGACAGGAUCAGGGCUAGUGUCCUCUAGAAGAUCAUCUAGUCACAUCAUAGCUGCUCUGGAGAAAAUGGAGGCUGAAGCGGAGGCACGCGUGGAGAGGGCAGUGGCCUCGUGAUUUUUGUGGAGGGCGAAGUCUAUUCGUCGCUCAGUAGUGUCCUUUAGUUGGGAAUCCCCUUCUCUGGGCAAGAGAGAACGUGAAACUAGGCAAGUGAUUGGUUCAUCUAUGCCAGGGACGUGUAACUUGGUGGCAAAGUCCGGAGCUAGGGCGUAAAACCUGUCAGCCAGGUUCUUGAAGCGGCGAGAAUGGAAUGGGUGAGCCCAUUCUUUAGAGGCCAAUUUGGCAAUUGGGUCCGGCACCGGGAUGUAAUGUUCAGUAGGUGCAGGGGAUUUGAGAACCUUGGCCCCUUUGAUGGCUGGGGUGGAGGAAGUUGAAGGCAUAGUCUGGAGACCAAGGGUAUUAACUACCCUGCGUGCCAGGGGCUGAUAGUCUGAAGCAUUAAACAAGCGAUACAAUGUAUCCUCCUCAUGAUCUGAAUAGUCGCUCCAGUCAUCUCCUUCAACGUGGUCAGUGAAGGAUGACUCCUCCGCAUACGAGGCUUCGUCAAAAACUCUGCCUCUGGCUACAUCAAAGGGGUUAGGUGAACAGGAAGGAUGAGCUUCAUGACACGCACGUUGGUCCAUGUUGAGUUGGGGUAUGGCAGGAGCUUGUGGUGGUGACUGCAUUUGGGUGAAAAAUGCCAGCAUGGCUUGGAGUUGGAAGAGGAAAUCAGGGGACGGCAGCAGCCCAGUUGUGGUAGAUGUUUGUGCCUGAGUGGCUAUUGGAGCAGAUGUUUGGGAUGGUAAAACGGAGGGAGGCUGGUUAGGCGAAGGCUGAGUGGGCAAGCCAGCAAAAUCUUCCUCGUCAGAGGAAGCAGCAGGGGAAUGAAGUAUAUCGCUUAUGUGUGCCUGAGUUGCUGUGGUAGUAGUGGGGGUUGGCACAGAGGCAUAGCGUGGCCGCUUUGGUUUGCUAUGGCUUGAAAGAUGUUUUGUCUUAGCCAUUGCUUUAACAUGCUUAGACUUAGUCGCCUUAGAUUGUUGCGGCUGGGCUGUUUGUGACAUGCCUGGCUGAUCUGGCAUCAUAUUGGCUGAUUGCGACAUGCCUGGCUGUUCUGCCAUCUUAUAUUAACUUGGGUGCAGUACACGGCCACGGAGGGGGCAGGAUGUAAAGACCCGAACUGGCACAGUGUACGACCACGGAGGGGGUAGGAUACACUGGCAGAUGGCUAAGUGCACGGCCACAGAGGGGGCAGGAUGCACUGUGGUAUCAGCGUUAGGAUAAUAUAGGCUGUAUAAUAUAGGCUGUAUUUUAGGCUUGGUACACGGCCACAGAGGGGGCAGGAUGUACAAAAUAUAGUUCAGAUCAGUGCUGUAGGCUGGAUUUCAGGCGUGGUACACGGCCACAGAGGGGGCAGGAUGUACUGAAUAUAAUUCAGAUUUAGUACAAGUCAGCCACUGAUAUUAAAGCUCCAGCCUUGAUGAUACUGAAUAUAAUUCAAAUUUAGUACAAGUCAGCCACUGAUAUUAAAGCUCCAGCCUUGAUAAUACUGAAUAUAAUUCAGAUUUAGUACAAGUCAGCCACUGAUAUUAAAGCUCCAGCCUUGAUAAUACUGAAUAUAAUUCAGAUUUAGUACAAGUCAGGCACUGAUAUUAAAGCUCCAGCCUUGAUAAUACUGAAUAUAAUUCAGAUUUAGUACAAGUCAGGCGCUGAUAUUAAAGCUCCAGCCUUGAUGAUACUGAAUAUAAUUCAAAUUUAGUACAAGUCAGCCACUGAUAUUAAAGCUUCAGCCUUGAUAAUACUGAAUAUAAUUCAGAUUUAGUAUAAGUCAGCUCCAGCCUUGAUAAUACUGAAUAUAGUUCAGAUUUAGUACAAGUCAGCCACUGAUAUUAAAGCUCCAGCCUUGAUAAUACUGAAUAUAAUUCAGAUUUAGUACAGGUCAGCCACUGAUAUUAAAGCUCCAGCCUUGAUAAUACUGAAUAUAAUUCAGAUUUAGUACAAGUGAGCCACUGAUAUUAAAGCUCCAGCCUUGAUGAUACUGAAUAUAAUUCAGAUUUAGUACAAGUCAGAUUUAGUACAAGUCAGCCACUGAUAUUAAAGCUCCAGCCUUGAUGGUACUGAAUAUCAUUCAACUUUAGUACAAGGCAGCCACUGUAUUAAAACUCCAGCCUUGAUGAUACAGUCACAGUAAAUUUGUGUGUGAGGAAGCCCUGUGUAAGUCUGUCUACAACACACAGACAACACACAUACAGAUAGCUUGCAGGGAAGGUGUCCGUUGGUUAAUAAAGGGGUUAACAAAAAAGGCGGGAAAUUUGAAUCCCACAAAAAUGGCGCCCAGAAAAGAAAGGGCGGGAAAAAUGAUCUAAAAAUGGCGGAGAUAGACGGAGCAAUGGCGGCCAUCUGAUAACGAACUGGGGGAAGGGUAACCCAGCACAGUCUCGCAGGGGGAGCCGCGGGGCGAUAGCCGCGCUUGCGGCUCUAAAAAACCCCAAGAAGGAGACUGCUGAGAGGAGCAGGAAGGCAAGCUGCUGCCGCCGCCGGCUGCAGAGCUCUCCACGGCGAAAAUUAAAAUCACGGAGAUAGAGGCUACGGAGAGGCAGAACCCCGGCAGGCUGAAUUAAGGCGGCAGGCUGAAAAGGGCAGGGAGCCACAGCCGCAAGCUCCCGCCUGGAAGAGAACCGCAGCCGCGGUCCCUUCAAAAGCUCCACAGAGCGCGGCUUGAUCCGAUGGAUGGCAAAGCCAGGGAGGGAAAGGCUCAAAAACAGCCAAAAAAGGUAGAGAACCGCAGCCGCGGUCUCUGUGGGGACCCUCAGACAAGCAAGGGAAAUAAAAGUAAAUGAAAGGCUCAAAAACAGCCAAAAAAGGUAGAGAACCGCAGCCGCGGUCUCUGUGGGGACCCUCAGACAAGCAAGGGAAAUAAAAGUAAAUGAAAGGCUCCAAAACAGCCAAAAAAGGUAGAGAACCGCAGCCGCGGUCUCUGUGGGGACCCUCAGACAAGCAAAGGAAAUUAAAGUAAAUGGAAGGCUAAACACAAAAAACAUGGAGAACCGCAGCCGCGGUCUCUGAGGGAACCCUCGAAAGAAGUAGAAAUAAACUUAAAUGAAGUUAAACAGAAAAACAGGGAAAGGAUGGACUGGGGAGACACACAAGUAACACUAGGUUCGCACCCAGUCAGAACAAAUAAACAGACAAAUCACGAAAAAACUUAGCUAAAUGCUACGCUAUAGUAUCUCAAUCUUGUUCGUACGAAGGCAAGAAUGAACUGGAGAGUGGGAGGGGCCUGACGCCCCUAGUCUUGACUUCAAAGACAUUCUUGCCUUCGCACGAUAGGUGGAGCUAAUACCCGCUGUGAUGGCCGGACUCAUAGGGAAAAUAUAUUGUAUUUACCUCGUGGACUACAACUGGGCAUUUCUUAAAUUCUUCUGAGCUUCUAAAAGAGCCUGUAACAUAAUUCCACAAUCCUGACUCUGAACUCUACACCUUGCUGUUCAAAUUGCCUCUAAAAAUUGAUAUCAGUUGUAAUUUUAGCAACAGAAGCCGUUUUCUCUCUUAUCUUUUCAAAAGAAAAAGAGUAAGAGUGAAAGCAAUUUUGAAAUCAAAUCAUGAUGCUGUUUCCUUCUGAAGUUACAAUAAACUAUAUACCUUUUUUUA